Messenger RNA from Macrobrachium nipponense, 958 nucleotides. RefSeq lists its product as uncharacterized. Lineage: Eukaryota; Metazoa; Arthropoda; Malacostraca; Decapoda; Palaemonidae. Gene Ontology annotation, molecular function: structural constituent of cuticle. The transcript has 2 exons. Bases 114 to 830 code for a protein of 238 amino acids. The record is from RefSeq and is a predicted model, not a curated record.
CCGUUUCAGCCAGGUGUUUUGGGGUAUAUAAAGGGGAACCAUCACUCCAUGGGCACGCCAGAAACCCUCAGUAGCCUUUUUGGAAAGGAGUUCUGAGACCAAGCGAAGGCAUCAUGAACAAACUGGGUUUUAUCUGUUUGUUAGCUGUUGGGGUGAGUGCCGUUCCAGCACCCCAGUUCCGUGGAUUAAUCGGACAAUCGGGAAUCGUCAGACCCGAUGGCAACAACGUCCAGUUCACUCACGCUCAAGCUGACAACUUCCUUCUUGUUGGACCCUCUGGAAUCGUGACCAAGGACGGCAGGAACAUCCAGCUCACCGACGACCUCCAGUUUGUCCACAGGGCUAAACGCAGUGCAGGUUUCGUCAGUGCCAAGGGCAACAUCGGACAUUCUGGAAUUCUGAGAGCUGAUGGAACCACCGACCUCUUCAGUCACGACCAAGCUCACAACAUCCUGUUGAUUGGACCAUCAGGAAUCGUCACCAAGGAUGGCAGGAACAUGCAGUUGACUGACGACCUGAGAAUCGCUCACAGGUCAAAGAGACACUUGAUUGGUGAAUCUGGAAUGAUCACUUCUGACGGCAUCCCCAUCCAGUUCUCAAGGCCCGGAGUUACCAUUCUCCUGGAAGGUCCCUCUGCUUACAUUAUGUCUGACGGUACCUUGGUGCAGAAGCGUGCCAAGAGAUCCGCUGUGACCUAUGGCAACGUCGUUGGACAUUCUGGCCUCAUCACUAACACAGGGCGGCAGAUCCAGCUGCCUCCUGGUGUCUCAGUAGUCAGCGCUGGUCCUUCAGGAGCCGUUCUCUCCAAUGGAGAAAACAUCCAGUUCUAAGGGAGAAGCCAUCUAUAGUUUUCAACGAAUGAACUCACUUGGUGAUAUCAAGAGAUUCAAGAUUUUAUUUUUUUUUUCGAGAUUUAUGGAAAGAAUUUAUUUACAAUAAAAACAUUCUAUAACAACAA